This is a messenger RNA of Thrips palmi, 1948 nucleotides long. RefSeq lists its product as uncharacterized. The record is from RefSeq and is a predicted model, not a curated record. Gene Ontology annotation, molecular function: protein binding. NCBI's taxonomy places the organism in Eukaryota, Metazoa, Arthropoda, Insecta, Thysanoptera, Thripidae. Gene Ontology annotation, biological process: SCF-dependent proteasomal ubiquitin-dependent protein catabolic process. Gene Ontology annotation, cellular component: SCF ubiquitin ligase complex. The coding region runs from base 397 to 1689 and encodes 430 amino acids. The transcript has 4 exons.
UAUGGGCCAACUGAACUUUAAGAGAAUUUGGGGCUCGUAAUUGUACGUUUCGGUGAAAACUACCCAACAUCGGAAAUGGUGCCGCCAGCCGACUGCAUUUACUUUCAAGGCUGAUCCACAAGGAUAGAAGGAGAUCAAAAAUUCAUUGAAGUAACCGUCGGUGAUGAAUCUUGAAGCGCUACGUAAACUUGACACCGUUUCUCCUCAAACGCGGCUCGCUCACAACUCCCACACGACAGCAUUUCCGGUUUUCACGCCGUUUGGUUCUACAAUCGAUGACUUCCAGGAAAUGUGAUCGAACUGCUAAACGCAACUAAAGCCCAGAGGGCACUGCAAUCUGAGAGGAGAUUCGGGCGGACUCUCCUGCUUUGACCCGUUGCUGCCAGCCGCCAGGAAAUGAAUGAGGAAGCGACUAGCCUGCCGCCGCCCGACGAUGUCCUGCCGCCGGACGGUGUGCUGCUGCUCCCUGAGGACGUGCUGCUGCUUGUGUUCGAGCACCUCGACACGCCCAGCCUGCUCUCGGCCCGCGGCGUGUGCCAGCGCUGGCGCGACGUGGCGCUGAGCCGCGCGGCGUGGCGGCACCGCGAGCACACGACCAAGCACCAGCUCGGCGCCGUGGUGAGGCUGGCGCCCUGCCUGCGGUUUCUGCAACUAGACGAAGACACCAUCCCCCUUGUGCCGCUUCAGGGCGUGGAGUGCGCCGUAGAGACACUGUCGAUCCUCUGGGUCGAGAGCCGCAACGUGGUAAUCGUCACGCGUGUGAUAACCCAAUUUAUGAAGAAAGGGCUCCUCAACCUCAUCAUUGCCAACGUCGGAUGGGACAACGGCCAGACUCAGACUGUCAGACGCCUGCUUAGAACCGUUCGCAACUCCAGCCUGACGGGACUUUCGCUUCAGAUUCAACCUCGACUUCGGAUGGGACCUUCAACCAACAGCCCACCUUCCCCUGAACGCACCGUGGCCCUCCGCGGCCGGAACGAGGCCACCCUGGACUGGCUGGAGUACAACUCGUUCGCGUUCGGCUCAACCGAGCCGGGACUGCGGUUCCUGCUGGAGACGCACGCGCGCACGCUGAGGAGCCUCACUCUGCGCGACUUGCCAUUCGACUUCCCCGUGGCUCUGCUCACGGCGUGCGUCAACCUCCUAGAGCUGGAGUGCCCGGACCUGCAGGGCUUGCCGGCCCUAGCGGAGUGCCGCGACCUCAAUCACCUGGAACUGGUAGAGAAGGAGGACGGCUACGCUAGUCGUCUCUGCGCGUUGCUACCCGCCUUACCUCGGUUGGAGAGUUUUGGACUGCGCCUUUACGACGCUGCGCACUCCUGCUGGCCCGAUCUGCUGCCCAUUCUCCACGCUGUUUCCCCCUCCGCCAGCCUGAGGGUGCUGCAUCUGGGCGGUCUUUGGCUGUGCCCCGUCCUAGGCGAGCACUCCACCGGGCGCCACGCGCGCGACAUCAAGGCUCUGUUGCGGAGCAAGCCCGCGCUGCACGUCUCCGGGCUGCGGGUGUGCAGAGAGUGCGAAGAGAACGGGUGCCUGAGGAGGCUGGAGUGCAAAGGGUGUUGGGUCGAGGGCGGCGUCGGCCGCGUCGCUUUUGACUUGGCCGUGAGCCGGUUCGGCCUCUACAGCCACGACCCGAAAGAAAAGUGUGACCUGCACACGGGAGGGUUGCAGUGGCUCCAGAUAGAGGUGUAGACAGUGUUAUUGUCGGUUGAGAGGUGUUUUACACUGUCCAAUCGCAUUUCGCUCGGGAGGAAGCAAUCCGUUCCAAAUGUGUCAGUUUUUAUUUCGUUGUCAAUGUUGGUUCUCUAGUGAGAGUUUUUGUUCUACUUGAGGCCGUCUACAUGUUCCAUUGAACUUAGUCCUAAAUGACACCUUUGCAUUUCUUUGUGUUUUGGUUACUCAGCCAGAUUUGGUGCCAAUUUAUACUUUGAUUAAAGCAAUAUUCUCCGGU